Molecule: messenger RNA, 1460 nt
Organism: Neurospora tetraspora
Lineage: Eukaryota; Fungi; Ascomycota; Sordariomycetes; Sordariales; Sordariaceae
Product: hemolysin-III related-domain-containing protein
Exons: 4
Coding region: 292-1299 (335 amino acids)
Biological process (GO): intracellular zinc ion homeostasis
Cellular component (GO): membrane
Molecular function (GO): signaling receptor activity
Source: RefSeq, a predicted model, not a curated record
GGCGGAGCAGUGGGGACCCUGGCCUGAAUCUUUCCCGUUGCCUCCGUCCGGAUCUGUGAUGGUGGAAAUAGUUGAGGAUCAUGGAAACAUGACAGCCCACCAAGGCCAGCUCAACAGAAAGUUGGAAUCUGCCUUUUGACAUGUGCAUAAAACAUUGGCUACAAGUAGCUCUGCUAGCAAAUUGAUUCUCAUCUCACCUGCAUCUUAAUCCUUUACAACCACUGUUUUGACUUGGAAACAAAACAAGCCACAACAACGAACACCAUCCAAGCGCAACCGCGAUAAAAAAAGAUGCCGGCCGGAGACUCGGGAUCCGACCCCCGGCAGCCCGACGUCUCACUCCGGGAACGCCGCCGGCCCUCGACCGCCUCAACCGCUUCCGCCUCCGGAGUCUUUUCCUCCGCCGCCGACUCCCUUUUGGAAACCGCCAAGGAUGUCGAACACCGGAUCGAGGACGCCUUAUUGAUGCUGUGGGAUGAACUCCCCCAAUGGCGUCGCGACAACCACUUCAUCCACUCGGGCUACCGCCGCACCUCCAACAGCUAUCAGAAGUCCUUCUGGUCCAUCUUCUACCUGCACAAUGAGUUUGUCAACAUCUGGACUCAUCUCCUGGGCGCCAUCUUAUUCACCUUUGGCGGCUUCUUCCUCUACAACGUCAUUGCCCCGAGAUACGAGUCCGCCUCCGAGUCUGACGUCCUCGUCUUCACCUGUUUCUUCUUGGGCGCUUUCUGCUGCCUGGGUAUGAGCGCUACGUACCAUACCCUGUCAAACCACAGCCCCGAGGUGGCCAAGUGGGGAAACAAGCUGGAUUACACCGGAAUCGUCUUUCUCAUUAUCGGAAGCUAUGUGCCAACCAUGUACUAUGGCUUUUUUUACUAUCCUAGCUUAUUGACCUUUUACCUGAGCAUGAUCUGUCUCCUGGGUCUUGGGUGCAUCACCGUUUCUUGGUUUGAGCACUUCCGCACUCCCGCCUGGCGCCCUUACCGCGCCAUGAUGUUCGUCGGUCUCGGCGCAUCCGGAGUCGUUCCCAUCCUUCACGCCUUGACCUUCAACUCUUUCAGUCAACUGGAUGAGCGCAUGGGACUCAGAUGGGUCAUGCUUCAGGGAGCCAUGUACAUCUUUGGUGCCUUCCUGUAUGCUGUUCGAUGGCCUGAAUGCCGGUAUCCCGGUCGUUUUGACAUUUGGGGCAGCUCCCAUCAGAUCUUCCAUGUCUUUGUCGUCCUGGCCGCAGCCACCCACUUGUAUGGCAUGGCCAAGGCUUUCGACUACCAUCAUGCCGUCAUGGGAGGCACUUGCUGAGACCCAGCACAAGUAUCGCAUGUUCAAUACACACUAGAAACAUAGAGCGUGUAAAGAUAGAUAGAUAGGGCAAGUGAGGCGAAUCGAGAUGUGUAACAAGAAGCCGACUUUUUCUCUUGAUACAAUUGGCGCUGUCAUGAUUCGGAGUUAACUUGUGAGUU